Arachis stenosperma is the source of this 387-nucleotide messenger RNA. RefSeq lists its product as uncharacterized. Lineage: Eukaryota; Viridiplantae; Streptophyta; Magnoliopsida; Fabales; Fabaceae. The transcript has a single exon. Bases 1 to 387 code for a protein of 128 amino acids. The record is from RefSeq and is a predicted model, not a curated record. Gene Ontology annotation, molecular function: nucleic acid binding; zinc ion binding.
AUGCAACAUGGUACCAUUUACACUGUUAACCUGGCGCAACGACACUGCGACUGUGGCUAUUUCCAGGUUGAGCAACUUCCAUGUCGCCACGUGCUUGCAUGUUGCGCCAACCAGCAUCUUGAUUGGCAAGUGUACAUGCACGACGUGUACAAGAUGUCUGAAAUUUGCAAGGUGUACAGAGACGAGUUUGUUCCGAUGGGUGACCCAUCUACGUGGGAUAUAUAUGAUGGAGCGAAGGUGAUCGCCAACUGGACAUUGAGGCGCACAACAAAAGGAAGACCGAAGUCAACCCGCUACUUGAAUGAGAUGGAUUCGCGGGAUAUCCGUGGUCCUCGCUGGUGCACUAUAUGUGGACAUGAGGGACAUAGCCGCAGCCGAUGCCCUUAG